CUUAUCUUUUCGCCUCUACGGAACAUUUGAUUUCCCCAAUGUAGAGACAGAGAGACGAACACAGUUCACAUAGCGCACAGUCUGUAGAGAGAGAAAGCUCGAAUCUUUUCAAUUUCUACAGAAAGCCCGCUUCCGAAUUUGUCUGCAGGUGGCGAAAUCCAUUGUUGGGUCGAAUCAUGCCGUCGGGCGCGAAGAAAAGAAAGGCCCUGAAGAAGAAGAAGGAACGGGAACAGAUCGGAAUCAGUAAGGGAGACGACAACGGCGAUAAUCUUCAUGGGAAUGAUGACCCGGGAAGCCAUGACGAGAAGGAAAGUGAUGGCAAUUUGAGUUCCCCUGGUUCUCAAGGAAAUGAAGAAGCUGGAAAAAGAGAUCCACCUGCCUUCGAGAAGGACAUUGCGAAAGAGAAAGUCGAGAAUGCGGUAAUUGAUUCCAUCAAGCAUGUUGUUUCAGUAUCCGAGAUACCGAUCUCAACAAAAUCUGGCGAAGAAGAGAACCCGCUUCCUAUAACGGAAAAAGAUAAGGACGAUGACGUAUUUACACCUUCGGAACUUGCUGGAACGAGCGAAGAAGUCAAGAACACAGUCAUGGAAUCGGAAAUUCCAGAAUCUUCCGAGGAAAAGAGUCUUCUGGCUUCUGGUCCACCAGUUAGGAGAACCUCAUGGUUGAGUUGCUGUGGCUUGUUUGAAGCAAUGACAGGAUCUGAAAGAUAAACAGUACAGGAAGAACGCGAAGGAUGAAACAGUUGCAUCCAUGGCAGGAUCGGUCGACAGUGGAAGCUCCAAAGAAAGCUGCAGAAACAGGAUUACGGGUCGGUAUAUUCUUCUCUGUACAUUAUAUGUUUGGAUGGAUAGUGAUGAGGAAGUUCAGCAAUAUUCAGACAGGAACUCCAUCUUUUGCAACGGCUCUGUUCUUACAGCAUUUUUCUUACAUCUUAAAUCAAUUUUGCAGUAUUUUUCUUACA
Molecule: messenger RNA, 961 nt
Organism: Tarenaya hassleriana
Lineage: Eukaryota; Viridiplantae; Streptophyta; Magnoliopsida; Brassicales; Cleomaceae
Exons: 4
Coding region: 177-710 (177 amino acids)
Source: RefSeq, a predicted model, not a curated record